Messenger RNA from Cololabis saira (Pacific saury), 3409 nucleotides. It is a transcript of the gene il12rb2, whose product is annotated as interleukin 12 receptor, beta 2a. The record is from RefSeq and is a predicted model, not a curated record. The transcript is spliced from 15 exons. The coding region runs from base 208 to 2847 and encodes 879 amino acids. Gene Ontology annotation, cellular component: membrane. NCBI's taxonomy places the organism in Eukaryota, Metazoa, Chordata, Actinopteri, Beloniformes, Belonidae. Gene Ontology annotation, molecular function: cytokine receptor activity; protein binding.
CUGUACUACACGAAGGUGUUCAGUCAGAUACGAUGACGGAUAAACGCUCCCAACAUGUCAGGAGAAACGCGGAUUUAAUGGUGGGAUAUGAGGUCCUUGUGAGUUUUUUUGGACAUUUUUCCUCCCAGUUUGUGGCACCGUCCUGUUUUACGCAGCUGCAGAUGAGCCGGCUGCGGCGCAUUAGUUGGCGACUCCGCUGUACUUCAAAUGGGAACUAGCAGCUCCAGAGCCAAUGUAAGACGCUUGUGCAGUUUCUGGUGCCUAUUUGUGACAAUGUUCCGGUCGUGGCUCAUUGUCAUCACAGUCACCGUGCUGGCCGUGCAGUCCUGCGUGGGUGAGACAUCCUGCGUCCUCUGGUCCAGUUCUGGCUCUGUGGUGCAGCGAGGGUCCAAGUUCCAGGUUUACUGCACCUUCAACUGCAGGUGUCAGGGAUCCAUGCACAGCUAUGAAGAUAACCACCCCAAACAGCAGGAGCACACCCAGCUGAAUUCUACAACCAUAUAUGUAAAUGUGGCAAAUAUAACAGACAGAACAACAUACAGCUGUUACUGUGACUGUCAUCGUGCACUGGACCCCUGCGGACUGGACAUCUUAGCUGGAUAUCCACCAGAUCGCCCAGAAGAAAUUAAAUGCAUCUACAACAUCUUAAGAAAUGAGAGUGGAGAUGUGGUCUGCACUUGGAACAGAGGACGGGAGACUUAUCUUCCCAAUAAUUCAACGCUUCGGGUGAGAACUGGAUCUGGGAACCACACAGAAGGCCCAGUUCUGUACAAUGUGUCCGGUAAAGGAACUGCGUCACCGUCGGCUGGUUUCAAUCUGUCCAGAUCAGUUCAGCAAAUAUCGGUGUGGGUUCAAGCCCAAAAUUCACUGGGCUCUGUGGAGUCCUCUGUUGCUAACUACAGACUCAGUGACAUUGUGAUGCCAUCAGUCCCGGUGCUCGGGCAGCCUGAGUGUUCUUCAAGGAAGUGCAUCAUCAAAGUGGAGCAGUUAGUGAGGACUCCGCACCUGCAGAUCCAAUACAGAUCUGAAUCGCACCAAUGGACAACUGAUCCAGACUCGGUUGUGCAGAUGAUUUCAUCCCUGGUUUGGUCAGUGUCCUCUCUGGAGCCCUACAGGCUUUACCAUUUCAGAGCCAGAGCCAAAUUCAGCACAGGCCUAUGGAGUAACUGGAGCGCAGAAGUUUCAAGCUCUACUGAAGAAGAGGCCCCUGCCCAAGCACUGGACGUGUGGUUCGCCCAUGCAUCUGACUUAGGGUCCAUGAGAGUCUUCUGGAAGGAGGCCAGCGUGAUCAUCUCUAGAGGGAAGAUCCUUGAUUACACAAUCAGACUUAACAACCCAAACCUGAAUAACACCACUAAUGUCAGUGCUGAUGUCAGGAGUUAUUCACUUCCCUACUACUGUGAUGACUGUGAAGUGACGAUGUGGGCUCGCAACUCCAAAGGGUCAUCUCCCCCUGCAACCAUAACAACACAUCACACAGAAGACACGCCUCUUCUGGGUCUGCGGGUAACAGCACCCAAUCAAUCUAUCUCCAUCUCCUGGAGGAAACCUGAAACUGCACCCUCCCGUUACGUGUUGGAGUGGUACCCAGAGGGCUGCAAGUUGGAAGAGCUCAGAUGGAUCAAACUGGGCCAGAAUGAGACCCAUACUGUCAUCACAGGAAUUAAGCCGUACGAGUGCUAUGAGGGAGCAGUGUAUGUCUUUUAUGAUAAGAGCUCAGCGACUAAGACCAGACUUAAACCAUUUGCUACUGUGGAGUCAGCUCCAGAAAAUGAUGGCUCAUGGUCUUUUGAAGAAAGGGUGGAGGGAAACAAAGUGACGAUCACCUGGAUGGCGCUCCCCAGGGCUCAGCGCAGAGGCUGCAUCACCACGUACACCAUCUGUCUCCAGAACAGCAGUGGACAUAAGACUCUUUACACUGUGCAAGCACCAGAGAUGACUUACAUAAUCAAAGAUCUGCCUCCAGAUACCUACAGUGUGUGGAUGAAUGCUUCAACCGCCAAGGGAGAAGGCCCUGCAAGUCAAAAGACCAAGAUCUUCAUUAAGCAGGACACCCAACUGUCCUUCCUGUUGCUGUGUAUGGUCGCCGUCCUGAUGCUGCUGUUUCUGCUGUGUCUGUGCCAGAGUUCAGCGCUAAAGCAGAGGUACGUGUGCAACAGCAACCUCAAAUGUGUUUUAGAUCCAAAAGUAUGCUUAACACUUGUCAUUGUUUUGGGCGUUUACGCUGCAGAAAGCAAUAGUUGUAGCAAUGCUUGUGUUACUCUAAAACAUUUCCCCGCAGCGCUAUUCAGCAGUUUCAAACAUUUCUCCUUCAGGUUCUGGGUGUUUCUCCAGUUCUUCACACCCAGAGUUGUGCCAGAUCCUGCAAACAGCAAGUGGGCGCAAGAUUGCAAACGAGAGCAGGGUAAGAUGAUAGUCCAGCUCUCGUCUACUAACACCACUCUGACGGAGAGCGAUGAAGAGGCCAACCUGGUACAUGUGGAGGAGGUGUUCAAGCAGACUGGUGACACUUCUGUACCCACAGACAUCUCCCCACAGCUCCCUCUCCUGCCCAACCUGAGUCCAGACACCGAGCUGCCCAGACUGCUGUAUCUGACCACUUACAUCAAGAGCUUCUCCCACGACUCGGACAGCUCCAACAACACGCAGACCUCGCCGGACACAAACUCCACCUUCGACGACUUCCCAUUGCAAGGGCAAGGAAACAUGGACAACUGGGGUGAAAAUGAGGAGGAGUUCUUCCCCAGUCACAACGGCUUCACAGAGCUGCGGGGGUUCGGAGGGAAGCUCACUUUGGAUGCAGUGAAAAUCGACUGCAGUGGCCUCCUCACAGAAGGCUGCGUGUGACUGAGACCGGAACUCUUCAGAGAGAUUUAAAUGGUUUUCGGAAGACUGAAGCAAAGACGAGAGCAGAAACGGUGAACAUUUCUUUUGGUCAAGCUCCUCUUUGAGAUCUGCAUGAACUACCUCCUCGCUUACUAAAACCAGCACUGGACCAGAAAUUAUCUUGCUGAAGUCUAAGCUUCAGUCAUGCAGAAGUAAUUUCAUGCAUUACUAUGGUUUUUGUCAUUGAACGCUUAUGGACACACUAAGCAUAACUUAAGUACAAGCUGCAAGAAGUAUUGUGAUUUAUUUAGUAUGAAUAAGGGGAUUUAUAUUCAGCUUGCUUACACAGCAGACUCAACUUGGCAUAGAAGGAAGGGCAGGGGAUCACAAUAAUAUUAUCUUCAUCAUCCAUGUUAUAAUUUAUAUUUGUCAUUUACUCCUUCAAAUGCUCUUUGCCCCUAAAAUCAUGAGCACAUCUCAAAUGCUUUUUCCUUGACUGUAUUAUUGGUCAUGCUUCAUCCUACCUCAGUCUCAUCUAAGAAAAAAAGGACACUGUCCCAAUAAAAACUUUUUUUUUCUCUAA